Micropterus dolomieu (smallmouth bass) is the source of this 1372-nucleotide messenger RNA. Its product is annotated as adenosine receptor A1-like. Gene Ontology annotation, cellular component: dendrite; membrane; synapse. The transcript is spliced from 2 exons. Bases 59 to 1024 code for a protein of 321 amino acids. Gene Ontology annotation, molecular function: G protein-coupled adenosine receptor activity. Gene Ontology annotation, biological process: G protein-coupled adenosine receptor signaling pathway. Lineage: Eukaryota; Metazoa; Chordata; Actinopteri; Centrarchiformes; Centrarchidae. The record is from RefSeq and is a predicted model, not a curated record.
CUCACAUUCAGACACGCCACAUCCUUUACCAUCAAACAUUAGCUGGAUAGGACUAAUAAUGGAUGUAGGAGUUGUGAUCUACACGUUGUUGGAGGUGCUCAUUGCGGUCAGCUGCUGUCUUGGUAAUAUGUUGGUUAUUUUGGCAAUGUGGACCAGUAAAAGCAUUCAGCAACCUACCUUCUGCCUUAUUGUCUGUCUGUCUGUGGCUGACUUGAUGGUUGGCUGUGUGGCCAUACCGUUGGCUGUGCUGGUGGACGGACGAGUCAAGACUUCAUUCUAUGGCUGUCUCUUCAUCAGCUGUGUGGUCAUCCUGUUGACCCUGGUCUCAGUUUUGUCUCUCUCGGCUAUUGCAGUGGACCGAUUCCUCCGUGUGUAUGUCCCUCUCAGGUACAAAAGGACUGUAACACAGAGACAUUCUUGGCUUGCGGUAGCAGCAUGUUGCCUUGUUGCAAUACCACUGAGUUUUGCUCCCAUGCUUGGAUGGUACGAGCAUAAAACCUUGCCUAACCCAAGCAACUCUACUAUUACCUGCCGGUUUAUAUCAGUGAUGCCAAUGUCAUACCUGGUUUACUUCAACUUUUUUCUCUGCACCCUGAUACCUCUGUUGGUGAUAACUUUCUUGUAUGGCUACAUUUUCUGUACUAUUCGAGGAAGUCUUCGAGAGAAACCAGGCAACGGUUUCCAAAAACAAUCUCAGAAUUACCUAAGGAAAGAGAAACAGCUGGCAGCAUCUCUGUCUCUGGUCUUGGCUCUGUUUGCCCUGUCCUGGCUCCCUCUCCACAUAAUGAACUGCAUUGUUUACUUUGGUGGACCGAAUGAUGUACCAAUAACAGCUUUCUACAUUGGCAUCCUGCUUUCUCAUGCUAACUCAGCUGUAAACCCAGUUGUGUAUGCGUUCAAAAUACAAAAGAUCAGGACUGCAUACCUGAAGCUCUGGAGAGGAUAUAUUGGAUGCGGAGAAGAAAAUCAAGGAUCUCAGACAAGCCAGACAACAGACAACAAUCUUAGUAGUAACUUACAAUAGUAACAGUAAGUAAGUGUUAAAAAAUGAGUGAAGGAAUAUUUCCUUGUUUUAGAGCUUUUUUGUUCCUAAGGACCAAGUUUGACUCACUGUUGUACAUAAUUAAACAUGUUAACAUUGUGUGAAAGGUUAAGAAAGUCAGUUCAAAUAUGUGGAUUGUAUUGAAAUCCUAAAGCUACCUUUUGAAUGGAUUUUGAAAGAUGAUGUUCUGUGUAUUGAUACAGUAAACAAAUUUAGCCAUCUUUACUGAAAGAUCUGUUAUCUUUUAUGUUCAGGAAUCUGUGUGUCUGGGUGUGUCCUAUAUAUGCAGUUGAGCAUGCAUGUGUGCCUGCGUGUAUUGCGAAAACUGUC